AGUGUGAUUCUUAUCAUCGACUGCAUGUGUGUAAGAAGUGCUGUUGGACACAAUUUCUGUUUUCGUUAAGAAAUAACCCGAUAUCUGUCAAUUCUAAGGUGAAUCAUUUAUUGGACGCCAUAAGGUAGAUAAGAAUCUCGCAUUUUUUAAGAGAAUCAACCACACCUUCCACGCAUUAGUCAGUCAGUGAAAGGCAAUUGCAGACAGAAGAGAGAGACACCAGAAAGCCGUGCUAAAGAAAACACACAAUAAACAGAAAGUAUAAUGAACAAUAACCACAAAAGAGAACGAUAACAACGACGUAAAAUAAAAAAAGAAAAAAGAGAGAAACAGAAACAGAGAAAACAGCGAAAUGGUAAGAUUAAGAAGCCUGGAGAAAGGGAGAUGGCGAGGGCAGGGAGCAAAAUGGCACUCCUUGCACCCCACGCUGGCCCUCCUGUGUGCCUUGGCGUUGCAGCAGACAGUUGCAUUCAACGUGAACCUCGACGAUGCCCAGGUCCUGCAACCGCCGUCGCAGACUGGGAUUCACUUCGGCUUCUCGCUCGCUCACUUCGUCAACGGGACGGAGAGAAGACUCCUGGUGGGGGCGCCCUUGGCCAACACCUCGAAGGACGUGAGCCAGCCCGGCGCCCUCUACGCCUGCGACCUCGGCAGCAGCCCCUCGUGCACGCAGCUGGAGGUGGACUGGAGGAAUACCGACGACAAGUACAAGUCCUGGAUCUCCGAGGACAAGAAGGAGCACCAGGGACUCGGGUUCUCGGUCGUGGCGUCGGAGGAGAUCGUGGUGGUGUGCGCCCCCAGAUGGCACGCCUACGAAUCCGUGACCGGUGGACUCAAGGACCUCGCAUCCGGCAUCUGCUUCUCCGCCAGGGCUCCCAAUUUCGACAAGUUCACUGCAUUCUCACCCGCCUAUGACGUAAUAGGCAUGAAUACCAAGUUCGCGAGUUACGAUAACAACGGAACGUGCCAAGUGGGACUAAGCGUGUCAUACAGUCAGGAGACUGAAACGGUAUCUUUCGGAUCGCCCGGGUGCUGGAGCUGGCAAGGUGACGUCUGGAACAUCCACAAAGACACCUUAACAGACAAGGACACCUUCCACCGGGCUCAGAAAAUUGACUUCAAGGACGUCGACCUCACCAGCAGUCCAGAUGGCAGAUAUUCCUCCCUGGCAGACCUCUAUCUGGGCUACAGUGUUGCCAGCAUCACGUAUGCCAGUAAGCCCGCCGUUGUGUCUGCCAUGCCGCGGGCUGUGUCAACGCAUGACUUGAAGGUGGUGGAGAAGAACAAAGUUUUUGGUCCAGUGAUCCUGAUUUUCGAAGAGGACCAAAGUAAAUUGAACGUUUUGGAUACUAUUAAACCACCGCUUAACGAGUCCAACAACUUCGAAGCCACGAAGGACUCCAUGUUCUCCUACUUCGGGUACUCGCUGACGACUGCUGACGUGAACGGCGACGGCUUGGACGACCUGGUGGUGGGGGCGCCCCUGUACCACAACGACUCGCAUCACGACCAGGGUGCUGUGUUCGUGUACAUGCAGAAGAGGUUCGACUAUGGAGGCGACGGGGUGGUGGGCGCGGAGAUGAAACUUGAACCGAAUUCUCCGUUACGAAUGGGACACGAUUCCUAUGGUCGAUUCGGCAGCUGCGUGGCUUCCGUUGGGGACCUUGGCGGCGAUGGCUACCAAGAUAUAGCCGUGGGCGCCCCCUUCCUGGAAAGUGGCGGGAAAGUGUUCAUCUAUUUGGGAUCACGUGAUGGACUGGGAAAAACGCCGAGCCAGGUAAUAGACGCGAUGGAUAUGCCCUCGUCCGUUCGUCCGCUUGAUGGCUUCGGAUUCGCAAUCGCUCAGAAGAUGCCUGACGCAACGGGAAACGGCUUUGACCUUGGAAUCGGAGUCUUCAAUUCGGAUAAGGUGUUGGUGUUCAAGACGAAGGAAGUCAUUGCGGUGGAAUGGAACGUGACUUUCAGUGGGAAAAUGAACCUUACGAGCAGCACCUGCAUCAUGGCUGGUGAUACCUCAGCAGGCAAAUAUCCUUGUGUUGACAUGAAAACAUGUUUCCUUUAUCGGGUAUUGAACACCAAGACGAAGACGAAGCAGACUUUGGAGUUUACCAUCAAAUUGGAAGCAGAUAUUAAGCAGCAGAAGAAGCGGCUCUUGUUUAACAACGGUCGGGCAGAAACGAAUCUGAUAUUCAACCAAGAAAAGGACCAAAUGUCUUGCCAGGAAGAAAAGGUGUAUGCCAAGAGAGACAUCGAGGAGCUGAUCCAGCCUUUCGUCAUACAAGCUGAAGUUGACAUGAAAGGAGCAUCUCAGUCGGUGAUAUUAGACGAACAGGCAACUCGUGUUUUGGAAGAGGAACUGCCCAUUCUAGUGCAGUGUGAGGGCGGAGUUGCAGACAAGUGUGAGAGUGAUCUGGAGUUGACGUAUACCUCAAACACCACAUACGCGCUCAAGAAAAUGGAAUCCAUCCCCGUGACCUUCAGGCUGACGAACCGCGGGGAGGUUGCCUACAACACGCGGCUCGUGAUAAACAGCAACGGCGACCUCAUCAGCAAAGAGCAAGCCGACAGCGCGGGCGGGGUGGUGUGCGAGACGAAGCACAAGCCGCCCAAGAUCGAGUGCAAGAUCGACGCCAUCUUCAAGAAGGGGGAGAAGGAAUUCGAAGUCGUCAUGAUGCCCCAUCAGAACUUCUUCGGUUCCCUCGAAAGACACCUCGCCUUCUUCACGGUCGAAGCCGAAGCCGAAACCACGUCCGUGCAGAAGAAUCCGGACGCGGCGAAGACGAAAUUCCAAAUUCCAAUCAUCGUGAAAGGCAAUUUGGACUUGACGAAAGAAAACUCCAACCCCAGUCACGUCAGCUACAACAGCUCGUACGACAAGAGCCCGGCCGAGGCUUCCAACGAGCAGGAACUGGGCGAGCAGGUGAUCCACAAGUAUAAGAUCUACAACAGCAACCCUAUUCGAUCUACGCACCAAGUUGACGAUUUCUGGCCCCUCAAAAUAGACGGCCUCUACCUCCUCUACUUGCUGGACAACCCGACCAUCACGGGCAUCAAGGCGAGCUGCCACUACGAAAACGGAGAAGUAGACAAGUACAACAUAUCGAAGCGAAUACCCGACCCGACCGAAGAGACCACGUUCUCGAGGGACCUGCUUCGGUGGCG
Molecule: messenger RNA, 3162 nt
Organism: Penaeus vannamei (Pacific white shrimp)
Lineage: Eukaryota; Metazoa; Arthropoda; Malacostraca; Decapoda; Penaeidae
Source: RefSeq, a predicted model, not a curated record